ACCGCUGCCGACCAUGGGGCUUCUGGAACUGUGCGAAGAACUAUUCGGCACCGCCGACCUUUACCAAGUAUUGGGCGUGCGGCGCGAGGCCUCAGACAGCGAGGUCCGACGCGGCUAUCACAAGGUGUCCCUGCAGGUGCACCCGGAUCGGGUGGGCGAGGGCGACAAGGAAGACGCCACCCGCCGCUUCCAGAUCCUUGGGAAGGUCUACUCGGUUCUGAGUGACAAAGAACAGAGAACAUUAUACGAUGAACAGGGAACAGUGGACGAGGAUUCUGAUGUGCUCAGCCAAGACCGGGACUGGGAGGCCUAUUGGAGAUUACUCUUUAAAAAGAUAUCUCUGGAAGACAUUCAGGCUUUUGAGAAGACAUACAAAGGUUCUGAAGAAGAGCUGACUGAUAUUAAACAGGCCUAUCUGGACUUCAAGGGUGACAUGGAUCAGAUUAUGGAGUCUGUGCUGUGUGUGCAGUACACAGAAGAACCCAGGAUAAGGCACAUUAUUCAACAAGCCAUUGAUGCUGGAGAGGUCCCAUCCUAUAAUGCCUUUGUCAAAGAAUCGAAGCAGAAGAUGAAUGCAAGGAAAAGGAGGGCUCAGGAAGAGGCUAAAGAAGCAGAAAUGAGCAGGAAGGAGUUGGGGCUUGAUGAAGGAGUGGAUAACUUGAAAGCAGCCAUUCAGAGCAGACAAAAGGAUCGGCAAAAGGAAAUGGACAAUUUUCUGGCUCAGAUGGAAGCAAAGUACUGCAAACCUUCCAAACGAGGAGGGAAAAAAACGACUCUCAAGAAAGAAAAGAAAUAAUGGAAUAUUCUCUUCAAAAGUCCAUAGGUGUUAACUGAUGCCUUUGUAGGGAAGGUACAGUCAAGAUUUGAAGAAAAAAGUCAACUCAACUCUUGAGAAAAGUUGUCUUUCAAGCCUAAAUUAUUUGGAUCAACUAUCUAAACCAAGUAGACUCUCUCAGCCUGGUCUUAGUAUAUCCUAGAAAUACGCUGACAUUCUGUGAGGUCCUCCUAUGAAGGAGUUUGGUGAUGGUCACUGAGGGAGCGGGAGGGUGAAUGCUUCCUUGAGAGUACUCUUCUGUAUGUCUUCUGUAUAAGAACUAUCUAGAAUGCAGAUCUGUCCCUACCACUUUUAGCGAUUGAUAUUUUGCCACAUAGGAGUGAGCUUCAGGGUAUUCAGUGGUGUGUGUUUUUUAGGACAUGUACUCCACCUAGCCUUCAACACUUGCUGGACAUCUAUUUUCCAAAUACUUGCCAGUUUGCUUGCAGUCUUAAUGUUCUUGCAUACGUCCUCUCUUUUUUUUUUCCCUCCUCAACCAAGUUUGGCACUCUUUGCUUGAGGUGUAUAGGAGAAACAGGUGUUCAGAUUACUUCAAGCACUUUUGUAAGAAUUGUAUAAGAUUAAAUAAUCAAGUGAAAGAUGACUGUUAAGUUCCCAGGACUUUUAAGUGAUCUCAAUAUGAUCAUUUAAGAGAUGAUUUAUUAAGUAUAUGAAUGGUGCCUAGGAUAAAGAAAAGAGAAGAAAAGUAGUUCUAGCCAGCAUUGUAGCAGAUAGCCUAGUUUAAGUUGCAAGAGAUGCUGUAACCCUCUCUGUAACUGCUGAAUGUCCUUAGAGUCAGGUUACUGAGCUUCUCAGAACUUGUUUCGUCAUCUAUAAAAGGGUGAGGCUAAAUGCCUUGUUAACUUCGACCUUGAAAGGCAAGCUGUCUUGAUCCAGUGGUUUGUUAUGUUCUUAUGGUAUUGAUUUGUGAGAACAGUACAGAGAUUUUCAUUUAUAUUUAGUAGAACUGGUAUGAGUUCAAUAGAAUAUAUGAAAAUUUCUUAGAGACUGUUCAACUUAAAAUCUCUGAUUUGUAAGCUAAUAUAUUUAAUACCAUAUGCAUAAAACAAGCCUGUUACUGAGACUC
This is a messenger RNA of Budorcas taxicolor (takin), 1901 nucleotides long. RefSeq names its product DnaJ heat shock protein family (Hsp40) member C9 (gene DNAJC9). NCBI's taxonomy places the organism in Eukaryota, Metazoa, Chordata, Mammalia, Artiodactyla, Bovidae. Gene Ontology annotation, cellular component: cytoplasm; nucleus. The transcript is spliced from 5 exons. The coding region runs from base 14 to 796 and encodes 260 amino acids. Gene Ontology annotation, molecular function: heat shock protein binding. The record is from RefSeq and is a predicted model, not a curated record.